CAGUGUGAGGGGCACAGGCUGGGCAUUACCUUCUGCCAGGGACCUGACUGUCAUUUCCCCCGGGGUGCCCCCGGUCUGUGCUGUGCCAGCACCAAGGAGCCUUCCCCCUGCACAGCAGCUGCUCACACAUUGAGUGACUGCUCACACUCACCCUCCCCCCGCCUGCUGGGAAAGUUUGGGCAUUACAAGCUAUUGGUUUGAUACCAGCCCCAGUCUGGUCUAGGGCACAUUUCUUCGGUAUGGUGGGGAAGAUUCCUGAACCUCUGCACCUGUUUUCCUGCUGUGAUCCUCAGCAUGACCAGAUUCACCCGCUAAAUGUGCCAAGGAGGAGACCAAGCUUCCAGAGAGGGGGAGCCACACUGCCACAGGCAGUACAGAGAUAUACCGGGAUGCAGGCUAGCCUGGAUUUCUUUUGAACUUUUUGGAGGAAGCCUUUCCCUCCUACCUGAACUGUUCGGCUGUUGCCUAUUACACCAACUUGCACAUCCACCCAUUUCACCUAGACAGUUAAUUCCUACUGUAUCCAUGAGGCAAGUCCAGAUGGAGACCUCGUCCAAAACGGAGGUCAGAGUAGAUGGUGGUUUGUCCAGUACUUCUGAUUCUCCAGGCCAGUCUGGAGGGUUAGAUGCUGGAAAAGACUGUAGGGUACUGGUAGCGUACCCUGAGAAGGAUCUCAAGCUCCAGAAAGUUUAUCAUGUGUCAGUCAUAUCAGACACACUUGGGUCCAAAACCUGCAGCCGCCAAGCUUUGAAAAGGGGACCUCCUGACCCCCUUCCCCCCGAGCCAGCCAGAAGCCCAAAGAGGACCUUCUGGGGUCAACCUCGAAGUGAGGAAUUCUGUGGACACUUAAAAUCAGAUGGUGAUUACCCAAGCUGCUCCACUGGCAUAGAUGAAGAGGAUCAGGAUUCUUUUGAGGAUGGUUUAGUGUCACAUGAGAUGCCUCUGUGUGGCUCAGCUCAGCAUUUCUCACACAGUGGUCUGCAUGUCAUUGAACACAAAGCUGAAGGCUUUACUCCCAGGUUUCCUAACUGUAGGCGACUGGCAUGUCCCACAAUUUCCAGCACAAAGGACCCAGAGACUGGAUCUCCUUCCCCUCUCCCCUGCACCACUUUGCACAACAGUGGCCCGAAAAUGGCACAGUUGGUGAGCUCUGAUGGACAGUCUGUUUCUCAAGAGGACUAUGAGAUAAACAUCUCCAUGAACCAUCCUGGGGUUAAUAGAGUUGCAGAAGAGUCUACCAGCAGCCAGCACAUACUUGAUACAGUUUUGCACAGCAUUGCACAUUCUGAGCACUCUUUUGAAAAGACAGCUCUGAUUAGUCAUCCAGUGAGUUCCAGCCAUUCCAACGGUAGCCUGGUGACCAAUGAGACAGCAGUUUCUACAAGAAAGGAAUUCUCUACACCUCCCCUGCAGAGUAAGAAGCAGGAAGAAAUGGAUGGUUUGAGUUCCUCAGAGAAGACACCACUAGGCCUUUCCCGUGCCUGCCUUCCUGGGAGCAGCGGUAUAGCUGCAAAGAGAAAGUUACUUCCAUCCAGUGACACUGCAGAUUCGUGCUCUGAGGAUGAAAGUCAAGGCAAAAAAUGGAGGGGAGGACAAGGCUGCCAGGCACUCCAUGGGGCUUGUAGGAGUACAGACUCUAAGGCUGCCCCCUUCUGGAACCACCUGUUACCAGAGUCAAGAAACUCACAGAAGAGCUCAGCAGACAGUCGGAGAUCAAAAAGAGGAUUGCGUCUGAAAUCGAGACUUCUGCGGAACCUGAGGAAGGGAUCUGUAAGCAGGAAUUGGGCAACUUCCUGUGUCAGCCGCUCACUGCUGGGAAACUUUGAGGAGUCUAUCCUCAGGGGCCGGUUUGCACCAUCUGGACAGAUUGAAGGAUUUACGGCUGAGAUCGGUGCCAGCGGUUCCUACUGUCCCCAGCAUGUCACUUUACCGGUUGAGGUCACCUAUUUUCACAUCUCUGAGCACAGUGUUCCCUCACCCUUUCUGGGAAUGAUUGAUCUCGAUGCCGUUGGUAAGAAGGGAUACAGUGUCCCCAGCACAGGAACCAUUCAAGUGACCUUAUUUAAUCCCAACAAGACUGUGGUGAAGAUGUUUCUUGUAACAUACGAUUUCAAAGACAUGCCACUAAACUACAUGACCUUUUUGCGUCAUCGUAUCUUUCUGGUGCCAGUUCAGGAGGAGGAAGGUGGAGAGCAGGUUCAGGAUGCUGCAGGGAGAGCAGCCACCGUAACAUCAGAGAAAGCCAAGAGGAUACUCUGCUACCUCAUGCACCUGAGGUUUCAGAGGUCGAAGUCUGGAAAAAUUUACCUCCAUGACGACAUCCGCCUUCUCUUUUCCCGCAAGUCCAUCGAGGUGGACACAGGAAUACCAUAUGAGCUAAAAUCUUUCACAGAGACUCCCAAGAACCCCAAAUACUCCCCGCGUGUUUGAGGGGAAAGCACAGGAGGGGGUAUUUAGGCAAAUGGGGACAUGUCAUUUGAAGAUGCCCCAUCUCUGAAAACUCUGCACCUUCUCAAUCUUACAGACUUUGCACAUCUUAUUUAUUACCCAGAUCCCUGCUCAUCAUAAGCCCUUAACCUUUUAGAAGUCCAAAGUCCUCCACAGAAGGAUAAUGAGCUAACAAAUUGGAAUCUCCCACGUUACACUUAGCCCAUAACAGGCUCAUAGACUGAGCUUCCAGAGAUCCCAGCAGAUUUUACCCAACCUUUUAAUUGCCUUCAUUAUUUCUGAUGUUAUUUUGUAUUGCUGGUUUACAAUGUUUAAACAAAAGUGCAGUUUUAAAACACAGCCUCUUUAUCUACUAUAUUAUCUGUUAAAGAUAGUCAACACAUCUUCAACCUGAAUUAUCGAUACGUUGAUCAAUAAUCUGAAGUUUUAGGCUUGGCAGGUGGUGUGGGGACAUAGCAGAGAGACGGCAGCGUAACAACAAUCUUUUCUAUACAGUAUUAGUUCCUCGGUAGAUGACGUUAUACCUGGAACUAUCACCAUUAGGCCUACCUCUUUAGAAACCAUUUAAAGGGAGAAGUAUUCCGUUGAAAUGCUUUAGGUAGAAAGCCACAAUAAGCAAUGCAAAGAAUAAAUUCCCAUUUUACUGUGAUGGUCACAAUUGUCCACUAUCAAAAUAUUAUCUUGUUAUGGUUAACUUCUUGGAUAUCCAAAGGUUGCAUCCAAGUCGUUAACUAGAGUUUGCCACCCUACCCUAACCCUGCAGCAUUUUUGUUUGUUACAUUACAACUGUGAAAACUCCGGUCUUGAGACUUUUUGAAUUGCAAUAGCUUCCGUGCCAUUUAAUAGAAACAAAUGGUGGGUAUUACUGUCUAAGGAUUCUGUAAACAUUGCACUCUGUUGAUAAAUUCUGGUCUUGUCAGUUUUAACGAACAAAUAUUUCCUCUUGAAUAUAUUUGUUAUACACACCCAGCCCAUUUAUUGUGUUUGAUUUUCCAUAAAGCCCACUGGCGAGUUGUUGAUGCAUUUUUUAUUAUAUAAGGGUCACAUCAUAGAACAUGCCUUAGAAUUUAAUAUUCUUGAACUUUAACAAUUACAUGCAUUUGUAAGCAAACGUA
Messenger RNA from Bombina bombina (fire-bellied toad), 3563 nucleotides. It is a transcript of the gene ATOSB, whose product is annotated as atos homolog B. The record is from RefSeq and is a predicted model, not a curated record. The coding region runs from base 316 to 2430 and encodes 704 amino acids. NCBI's taxonomy places the organism in Eukaryota, Metazoa, Chordata, Amphibia, Anura, Bombinatoridae. The transcript has 9 exons.